UUGAGAGGCGGCGAGGUGAUCGGAGUGGGGGAGGAGGAGGAGAAAUGGUGAAGUUCCUGAAACCGAACAAAGCGGUGAUCGUCCUGCAAGGCCGUUUCGCGGGGCGGAAGGCGGUCAUCGUGCGGGCCUUCGACGACGGCACGCGGGAGCGGCCCUACGGCCAUUGCCUGGUGGCCGGCAUCGCCAAGUACCCGAAGAAGGUCAUCCGCAAGGAUUCGGCGAAGAAGACGGCUAAGAAGUCUCGCGUGAAGGCCUUUCUGAAGCUGGUGAACUACAGCCACAUCAUGCCCACCCGUUACACGCUCGAUGUCGAUCUCAAGGACGUCGCCACCCUCGACGCGCUGCAGUCCCGCGACAAGAAGGUCACCGCAUGCAAGGAGACCAAGGCCCGCUUGGAGGAGCGCUUCAAGACCGGCAAGAACCGGUGGUUCUUCACCAAGCUCAGGUUCUAAGCUAAGGUAGCAUCUAUCUAGUUCUCGCAAUGCGUCUGCUUUCCAUUAAUGUGGGACGGUUCCGUGCCAAUGCUUGUUGAAAUCAGUAUAUGUUUUAGAUUCUCGUUUUCGUUCAUCUGACAAUCUUCAUUUUAUUUGGCUGAUCUAUGGACGUCGUUGUUGGUUUAAAUCAAUCGUGUUUGCCUACAA
Messenger RNA from Musa acuminata subsp. malaccensis (wild Malaysian banana), 641 nucleotides. RefSeq names its product large ribosomal subunit protein eL27x. Gene Ontology annotation, molecular function: structural constituent of ribosome. The record is from RefSeq and is a predicted model, not a curated record. Gene Ontology annotation, cellular component: ribosome; cytosolic large ribosomal subunit. Lineage: Eukaryota; Viridiplantae; Streptophyta; Magnoliopsida; Zingiberales; Musaceae. Gene Ontology annotation, biological process: translation.